AUGGCAGACUCAGAGGAAUCCAAGGGUAAAGCUCGCGUACAAGACGUCACAGACGACAAUGCGCAAGACAGCCCAGCUGUUGACAAUGCGGAGAACCCAUCAGAGACCGUCGAAGGCUCAUCGAAAGAGAAGAAACCCCUGUCCAAAAACAUCAAAGAUACAAUCGGUAAAAAACUUUCCCGUUCUUCCGAAGAAGAGAAAAAUGUCACGCCCCAGAUGCUCGAGGCAUUACUAUCAAUGAACCCCGCCUUAGCCACUGAGCUUGCGAACAUGCCUCACGACAAGGCUGUCGAGACACUAGGCAAAAUGGAUGUUGCCGAUCUUCUUACAGGAUUGUCUCUCGGAAAAAAGAACGUGAAGGAUAUGGCUUCUUACAAGUUUUGGCAGACGCAGCCUGUACCGCGAUUCGAUGACCAAGAGAAUCUCGCCGAAGGUCCUAUUAAGAUUAUCAAUCCGGAGGAAGUUUCGAAGGAGCCGCCGCAGCUUAUUGAAGGGUUUGAGUGGGUGACGCUAGAUGUUGAGGAUGAUAAGGAGGUGGCUGAGUUGUAUGAGCUGUUGUCGAAUCAUUAUGUGGAGGAUGAUAAUGCGAUGUUUCGCUUCAAUUACUCGAGGGCAUUCCUUAACUGGGCGUUGACAUCUCCGGGCUGGAAAAAAGACUGGCACGUUGGCGUUCGUGCAUCCAAGAGCGGCAAACUCGUCGCCUCCAUCUGCGGAGUACCGACAUACAUCCGAGUCCGCGAUCAGCGACUCAAAGUCAUCGAAAUCAACUUCCUUUGUGUGCACAAAAAGCUGCGAUCAAAACGUCUUGCGCCUGUAUUGAUUAAAGAAGUCACCCGCCGCUGCUACUUGCAAGGCAUCUACCAAGCCAUCUACACCGUUGGAAUUGUCCUUCCCAAACCCGUAACAUCUUGCCGAUAUUACCAUCGACCUCUAGACUGGUUGAAGUUAUAUGAAGUCGGCUUUUCCCCACUGCCCGCUGGUUCCACGAAAGCGCGUCAGAUUACAAAAAACCAUCUCCCAAGCAGCACGGCAACUCCGGGCUUACGGAAGCUGCAGAAGAAGGAUCUUGAUGCAACCUAUGAUCUGCUUGAACGAUUCCAGAGCCGCUUCCAGGUCAACCCAGCUUUCACUAAAGAAGAGAUUGAGCACUGGUUGCUUCAUACUGAGGCCCGUGGCGAGCAGGUUGUCUGGUCCUAUGUCGUGGAGGAUCCUCAGACAAAGAAGAUUACAGACUUCGUCUCUUUCUAUAGCUUGGAGUCGUCCGUUAUUGGGAACCCGAAACACAAGGCAGUUCGUGCCGCGUACUUGUACUACUACGCCACAGAGACUGCGUUCAACGAAAAGGAGAAGGGAUUCAAGGAGAGGUUGCAAUUAUUGGUCAAUGAUGCUCUUAUUGAGGCUAAGAAGGCUCGUUUCGACGUUUUCAACGCCCUCACCCUCCAGGAUAACCCCCUCUUCCUCGAGCAACUCAAAUUCGGCGCCGGUGACGGUCAACUGCAUUACUACCUAUACAACUACCGUACUGCUCCUGUCCCUGGCGGUGUCAAUGAUAAGAACCUUCCUGACGAGAAGAAACGUGGUGGAAUGGGUGUGGUUCUCCUGUAA
Messenger RNA from Talaromyces marneffei, 1605 nucleotides. RefSeq lists its product as uncharacterized. The record is from RefSeq and is a predicted model, not a curated record. Gene Ontology annotation, molecular function: glycylpeptide N-tetradecanoyltransferase activity. Lineage: Eukaryota; Fungi; Ascomycota; Eurotiomycetes; Eurotiales; Trichocomaceae. The coding region runs from base 1 to 1605 and encodes 534 amino acids. Gene Ontology annotation, cellular component: cytoplasm. Gene Ontology annotation, biological process: N-terminal peptidyl-glycine N-myristoylation. The transcript is spliced from 3 exons.